UUUUGACAAGGACACACAUUUUCGCAUGCUGUUGUUGAAGAAAUGUAUCAAAUUUGGUUCGUUAAAGACAAACAAAUGUAUUAGGACGAUGUCAGGAAAUAAGAUAAAGACUGUGUUAAUUGAUCUUAGUGGGACAAUUCACAUUGAUGACCAGGAAAUUCAUAAUUCAAAAGAUUCUCUCAAGAGAUUAAGAAGCCAGAAUGUAAAUAUUAAAUUUGUGACGAACACAACCAAAGAAUCAAAGACAUGUUUACUGAAUAGACUAACUGGUAUAGGGUUCAACAUCAAACCAAAUGAGAUAUUCACCUCACUGACAGCAGCACGACAUCUUAUAGAGAAGAGAGAUUUGAGACCGUUAAUGAUAGUGGAUGAUAGAGCAUUGGAAGAUUUUGAAGGAAUACAAACAGACAAUCCCAAUGCUGUGUUAAUUGGGCUGGCACCUGAUAAGUUUAACUACAAGACAAUGAAUACAGCCUUCAGAUUGAUCCAAGAUGGAUGCCCUUUGAUAGCUAUCCACAAAGCCAGAUAUUAUAAAAAGACAGACGAACUAGCUCUAGGACCAGGUCCCUUUGUAACAGCUUUAGAGUAUGCUACAGAUACAACCUCACACAUUGUAGGUAAACCUGAGGCUAGCUUCUUCCUGUCAUCAGUGGAAGAAUUCAACAGUCAACCAGAGGAAUGUGUUAUGAUUGGAGAUGAUGUGAGAGAUGACAUUAAUGGUGCUCAAAAGACUGGUAUGUUAGGAAUUCUAGUAAAAACAGGAAAGUAUAGAAUUGGAGAUGAAGACAAAAUCAGCCCUCCGCCAUUUAAAGUUGUUGACGAUUUCCAGCAAGCUAUUAAUGUAAUUGUAAAUGAACUGUUGUGAAUAUAUAGGACAGUUCUAUGAUUUUAAAUACAGUAUCUGUAUAGAACUAACCAUUCAGAUCAAUAGACUGUUGUGAUCCUAUUGGGCAGUACUAUGAAGUUACCCACAGUAUCAUGGAUACUGAACUGACCAUUCGAAUCAGUACUCAACCAUCGAAACUUGUCAAUUUCUAUCAUGCUGGGGGUGUAAUUGUUAUUGAACAGUUGUGGUCCAAUGAACCAGUGACAAAUUCAAGUUUGGAUGUGCACAAUCCCUUUUCAUUGGAACAAAUAUUAUUUUGAAAAAAAAUCUUGUCCAAUUUUUAACAAUUCCUGAAU
This is a messenger RNA of Mytilus trossulus (common blue mussel), 1182 nucleotides long. RefSeq names its product haloacid dehalogenase-like hydrolase domain-containing protein 2. The record is from RefSeq and is a predicted model, not a curated record. NCBI's taxonomy places the organism in Eukaryota, Metazoa, Mollusca, Bivalvia, Mytilida, Mytilidae. Gene Ontology annotation, molecular function: phosphatase activity. Gene Ontology annotation, biological process: dephosphorylation. The coding region runs from base 26 to 865 and encodes 279 amino acids. The transcript has 7 exons.